UCAGUUUACACCCAAACCUCGAUACCUUCAAACUAGUGUUUUGCUUAACAAUACAAAAUGGUACUUCUUUGGUGGUGCUUUAGGAGGCACUGAUGACGUUGAUGAUAUUCAAACAUUUGAUACAAAUUCAUUCAUCUGGUAUGAUAUGAUUGCCGCUGGUGAUACGAUCGGAGAACGUGGAUUUCAUUCCGCUGUUUUAGUUAAUGAUUCAAAGAUUAUUAUAUAUGGAGGCUCAACAACAAAUACAGGGAUCGUCGCAACUCCUGAACUCGCAGCAUUGGACAUAAAUACCAUUCCAUUUAAUUGGAUAGCUCUAAAUGUCUCUUCAGAUAGUGCUGCGCCGUCUAAAUCACUAUCACUUACAGGACAUUCUGCAACACUAUAUGAUAACUUUAUGAUCAUCAGUUACGAAUGGGUAUCAUCAUUGAAUAGGAGCAAUGAUCAACAAACUUACAUUAACUCUUCUAAUGCAAUCAUUAUUACCGUUAGUGUCGUGUGUGCUGUAGCAUUUAUUGUAGUUUGUAUUGUAGGUUUUAUUUUGUAUCGAAAAAAACGUAAUGUAGCUCUAGGUGAUAACGAUGGGGAUACUAUUG
Dentiscutata erythropus is the source of this 593-nucleotide messenger RNA. The record is from the annotation of a GenBank genome assembly. Lineage: Eukaryota; Fungi; Glomeromycota; Glomeromycetes; Diversisporales; Gigasporaceae.